This is a messenger RNA of Fraxinus pennsylvanica, 1062 nucleotides long. Lineage: Eukaryota; Viridiplantae; Streptophyta; Magnoliopsida; Lamiales; Oleaceae. The record is from the annotation of a GenBank genome assembly.
AUGCGGGUUCGUUCGCUUUGCCGAGGGGCACUUCUGGGCUUCUUCGUUUCCUUGUUAUUUGCAGCCAGCUUCUGCAAUGGGGAUGAUAAGACCAUACAGGUUGUGGGGGUGGGAGAAUGUGCUGACUGCAAGGAGAACAACAUUAAAACUAGUCAGGCAGUUUCAGGGCUUAGGGUAACCAUUGAUUGCAAGCUUCAAAAUGGAGAAAUAAAAAGAGUGGGAGUUGGAGAGCUUGAUAAAGAAGGAAAAUUCAAGGUUUCAGUUCCUGAGGAGAUUGUUGAAGAUGGAAAACUCAAAGAGGAAUGUUAUGCACAGCUUCAUAGUGCAUCUGCAGCACCGUGUCCAGCACACAAUGGCCUCGAGAACUCCAAGGUUGUCCUGAAGUCGAAAACCAAUGGAAAACACACCUUUGGCCCCAAUGGAAAUCUCAAAUUCUCCACUGCAUUGUGCACUUCUGCUUUCUUGUGGCCAUUUUUCAAGUAUCCACAUUUGCCAAAAAUCCAUCCGUGGAAGAAACACUUCCCUAAGGUUUACUUUCCACCACUGAAAAACUUCGGCCACCCUUGGCCUCUUCCUCCAUUCCCACCAGUUUACAAAAAACCACUUCCUCCCCCAGUUCCCAUUUACAAAAAGCCGCUUCCUCCACCAGUCCCCAUUUACAAGCCGAAGCCACUUCCUCCGCAUGUUCCCAUUUACAAGCCAAAGCCUCCAGUAAAGCCGCUUCCACCACCAGUUCCAAUCUACAAACCAAAGCCAAAGCCACCAGUUUACAAACCUCCGGUGGUAAAGCCACUUCCACCACCAGUUCCUAUCUACAAGCCAAAGCCACCAAUUUACAAACCUCCGGUGGUAAAGCCACUUCCACCACCAGUUCCAAUCUACAAGCCAAAGCCACCAGUUUACAUCCCUCCAAUAGUAAAGCCACUUCCACCUCCAAUUCCAAUUUAUAAACCACUCCCACCAUUCUAUAAGAAACCAUGCCCUCCAUUCCCCAACCUUCCUUUCCAACAUCCUAAAUUCGGAUUCUUCCCUCCCCUCCCUCCUUUCAUUCCUCAACCAUAG